CCAACGACUUACAAGCCGAAGAAAGUUAAAAAAAAAAAGAAAAAAGAAAAAGAAAAAAGGAUUCUAAGGAUUACGGGCCCAGCUCUCCCGCUCCUCGCCUGCGUUCUGGAAGCGAAGAGCUUCAAACUCUCCCUUCUCCGGCCAAUUUUCCGGCGCAACCUUCAAACCGCCGUAGGUAUAUAAGAUGUGCCGUCAGAAUUCUUGUGCACAUGUGCCGGUAGAGGAGGCGGUUGCUAUCGACGAGAGUCUAUUGAUAUAUUGCAAGCCAGUUGAGCUCUACAACAUUCUCCGCCCUCGUGCUCUACACAAUCCGUUAUUUCUUCGCAGAUGUUUGCGUUAUAAAAUCCAAGCAAGGCGUAGAAAGAGGUCCAGGGCUGGGGUUGUAAUAUUCAACUACAGGGACUACAACAAUAUGUUACGAAAGACUGAAGUUACUGAGGACUUCUCCUGUCCCUUUUGCUUGAUGCAAUGUGCAAGCUUCAAGGGUCUGCGUUAUCACUUGUGCUCUUCACAUGACUUAUUCAACUUUGAGUUUUGGGUAACUGGAGAGUAUCAGGCAGUCAACGUUUCUGUGAAAGUUGAACUAUUGAGAUCCGAGACUGUAGCAGAUGGAGUAGUUCCACAACUUCAAACAUUCUUCUUCUGUUCAAGGUCGAGAAAACGUAGGCCAAAGAACCAUGGUCAACUUGAAAACCACGUUAACAUACAAUUCUUGGAGUUAGACUCACCUAGCCUUGCCAAUGGAGGGGCACACGAGGCACAUUUGGAGAAUGGUGAUGGUGUGAAGGCUCCCAAUCUGCUCUCUGGUGGAAAAGAUUUCCAAAAUGGAAGGCGUAGACAUGAAAACUGUGGUCAUGAUCAUCCUAGUUCUGUAGAAUGUAUAGAAUGUGCUACCUCAAGUUCCAACAGUCAUGGUGCUACAAUUUCCAUUGCUCAAUCAUCUCCGGACAUUGAUUGUGUUAAAUUGCUAUCUGGAAGUGAUUAUGCACCACCAACUAAAAUAAGGAAGUUAACUGCAGAGCGUUCAGAGCCAAGAAACCGUAUGCUCCUGCAGAAACGACAGUUCUUUCACUCUCAUAGAGUUCAGCCCAUGGAGUUAGAGCAAGUAUUAUCAGAACGGGAUAGCGAAGAUGAGGUUGAUGAUGACAUUGCAGACCUUGAUGAUCGGAGGAUGCUUGAUGAUUUUGUAGAUGUUACCAAAGAUGAAAAGCAUCUUAUGCAUCUCUGGAACUCAUUCAUCCGAAAGCAAAGUGUGCUAGCAGAUGGUCAUGUUGCCUGGGCAUGCGAGGCAUUCUCAAGACUUCAUGCACCGGAGCUAAACUCCUCUCCAGAUCUUUUCUGGUGUUGGAGGUUAUUCAUGAUCAAACUUUGGAAUCACGGUCUUCUUGAUGCAUGCGUAAUGAAUAGUUGCAAUAUCAUUCUUGACGAUUACAAACACAAGGGAUCAGAAUCAUCAGAUGCCAUGAGAAGAAGUUAAAAGGAAAGGCGAUGACUCGGCUCUAGAUAGUACAUAGUGAGAUGGAGGAUGCUAAUCAUGCUUCAUUUAAUGUUCUUUCUCCCAUUGUUUUCUUUUUCUUUUUAAAUUUUUGUAACGACGUUUGGACCAGAAACGUAACUAAUCACAUUUCUUCAUAGGAGGCUCCGUUACCUUCUCGAUGUAGAAUACAUUGUUUUAAAUUAGUUAUGAAGACCUUGUUACAUAUGAUA
Malus domestica (apple) is the source of this 1707-nucleotide messenger RNA. RefSeq names its product polycomb group protein EMBRYONIC FLOWER 2-like. The record is from RefSeq and is a predicted model, not a curated record. Gene Ontology annotation, cellular component: nucleus. Lineage: Eukaryota; Viridiplantae; Streptophyta; Magnoliopsida; Rosales; Rosaceae. Gene Ontology annotation, molecular function: chromatin DNA binding.